Messenger RNA from Cercopithifilaria johnstoni, 642 nucleotides. The record is from the annotation of a GenBank genome assembly. Lineage: Eukaryota; Metazoa; Nematoda; Chromadorea; Rhabditida; Onchocercidae.
AUGAAGGAGUCAAAUGUUGGUCGUAUCGCAUUUGGUAUCUCUAUUGCUUUAACGAUGGUUUUCACUCUCAUUUCUCUUCUUACUCCCGCCUGGAGAACAUUUGGAAAAAAGCGUGAAACAUUGGGUCAAGGCCCAGCUGUACCAGCUUCUAUUGGUCUCUUCCGAUAUCAGUGCUUUGGAGAUUUAGGAAAAGAAGAUGGUGAAAUAAGUAAUGAAAAGAGGCCAGAUGUCGAUUUUUGUAAUUACAUUUUCGACAAUCGUGCAUCGUGGGAUAUCACAGUACUUUAUACAUUAAUAUCAUCUUUGGCUGUCGAAUUAAUUGCUAUCUUAUAUUUAUUUCUACCGCGAGCAUUUUGUUGUGAACAUUAUGAACAUAUGGCAGCACCAUUUAGUGGUUUUGCGGCUAUCAUAUUUAUGCUGUUAUUUUAUGGUGUGAUUACUUAUGCGGAACGAUAUUCUGAAAUUUCAAAUUUACUUAAGGCUUUCUCAGAAACGGAAGGACACAAUGAAUUACAUCCAUCAAUGAUUAUUAUUGGCCUUGGUUACAGUUACUAUUUAUUAUGCAUUGCUCUUGUUUUUUCUUUUUUAUCACUUAUCAUUGGUGUGCUUAAUGUUACCUUAGCUUGGUGUUUUCUUUGGUAG